UCUUUUUAAUUAUAGUUCAUCCAUUUUGUAAUUUCCGUCUCCCUCCCUAUCAAAAUACCUCUCCAACUUCUCUCUUUUCUCUGAAAACCCUAAUCUCCAUGGGAGAAUCUGUCCCUCCUCGUCGCAUUUCCGUUCAUCAAGCUCUCGGCGGUGGCCCUGUUGCUGAUGUGCUGCUAUGGAAGAAAUGGAGUGGAGGAGUUUUAUUGCUAACCUCUACAGCAGCCUCGUGGUUCCUAUUUGAGCGAGCUGGUUACAACCUCUUGUCCUUUGUGGCCAAUGUUCUACUGCUUCUUGUGGUCAUCCUCUUCCUAUGGGCCAAAUCUGCUUCCCUUCUUAACAGACCUUUGCCGCCUCUCCCGGAUAUGGAAAUCUCUGAGGCCUCUGUCGUGAAGGCUGCUGAUGCACUGCAUGCUUGGAUUAAUCGUGUUCUGUCUAUUGCACGAGACAUUGCUAUUGGCCGAAAUUGGAAACUCUUUCUUCAGGUUGCUUUUUGCUUGUGGCUAGUAUCUUACAUCGGAAGCUUCUUCAACUUCCUCACUCUUGUCUACAUUGGGGUUGUUCUUAGUCUUUCAGUGCCAGUAGUGUAUGAUAAGUAUCAGGGCCACAUUGAUGAGAAGCUUCUUGUAGCAAAUAGAGUAAUACAAACACAGUACAGGAAAAUUGAUGAUAGCAUCUUAAAGAAAAUUCCUUUGCGAUCAAACAAGGAGAAGAAGGUGCAGUAGGUAUAAGUUUUUUUUGGAGUUUUUCGUCUUUUGCGCAUCAGUCAAACCAUCAGAUUCUGGGGAUGUUAGCCGUGCUUGGUUUUACUAGUUGCUUCUGAUAUACUGAAACACAUCAAUAUAUGGUGCAGGGUAUCACGGAGCUCAGAAAAGUGUGAUGACAGCCUUAAAGACGGUUUACAACGUAUGAAGUAUUACUUCGGUUAUCUUUUUGUUGGCAUGCUGCUAUACAUAUUAACAGCCAGACGGCAUGGUUGACAACAUUUGGGUGGAUCCAAUUAGUGUCUACAUUUGAGUUUCAGCGUUACAUUGUUUUUGGCUCUGGUGCUUAUAAUCUUGUUAGGUUUUUGGUCAAUAGUUAUUGGAUUAUUGGAUCUUGGUGGUUGAUCUUUACUUGUUAUAUGGGGUGAAAGAGAGAGAAUUUCAUCAUUUUAAUCAUAUCGAUUGUUUUGGUUUGCAAUCUUUUA
Prunus mume (Japanese apricot) is the source of this 1186-nucleotide messenger RNA. RefSeq names its product Reticulon family protein. Gene Ontology annotation, biological process: response to bacterium. NCBI's taxonomy places the organism in Eukaryota, Viridiplantae, Streptophyta, Magnoliopsida, Rosales, Rosaceae. The record is from RefSeq and is a predicted model, not a curated record.